Molecule: messenger RNA, 507 nt
Organism: Linum trigynum
Lineage: Eukaryota; Viridiplantae; Streptophyta; Magnoliopsida; Malpighiales; Linaceae
Source: the annotation of a GenBank genome assembly
AUGAACGAAGUCAUCACGGCGGCUGAUGCAUCGGCCAGAUUCCGAUCAGCCACACCGCAACCUUCCAUUAUCCCUUCCAACAUCCCUCUCAUCUCCGCCUUCCUCGCAUUAGCUAUCGCCCAGUUUCUCAAGCCCUUCACCGUCUGGUUCAAGGAGAGAAGAUGGGAUUCUAGAAGGAUGCUUGGGUCUGGUGGAAUGCCCUCCUCACAUUCAGCAACGGUGACAGCGCUGGCUGUGGCUAUUGCACUGGAGGAAGGAACUGGGGCCCCGAUUUUUGCUGUCGCACUGGUUUUGGCUUGUGUUGUUAUGUAUGACGCUACUGGUGUUAGACUUCAUGCUGGUCGUCAGGCUGAGUUAUUAAAUCAAAUUGUAUGUGAGCUACCUCCGGAACAUCCCGUCUCCAAUUGUAGACCUCUGCGGGAUUCACUUGGCCAUACUCCCAUCCAGGUUCUCGCAGGUUCCGUGCUAGGGUUGGGAGUUGCUUUUCUACUGAGAACUUCCAGUUAG